Varanus komodoensis (Komodo dragon) is the source of this 3582-nucleotide messenger RNA. It is a transcript of the gene GPR135, whose product is annotated as G protein-coupled receptor 135. Gene Ontology annotation, biological process: G protein-coupled receptor signaling pathway. Gene Ontology annotation, cellular component: membrane. The record is from RefSeq and is a predicted model, not a curated record. Gene Ontology annotation, molecular function: G protein-coupled receptor activity. Bases 1 to 1281 code for a protein of 426 amino acids. The transcript has a single exon. Lineage: Eukaryota; Metazoa; Chordata; Lepidosauria; Squamata; Varanidae.
AUGGAGGCGGCCGCCGUGCUGAGCAACGCCUCGGCGGCGCGCGGCAACGGGAGCGCGGGCGGCGGCCAGGGGGCCCCGCCGGGGGCGUGGGGCUGGUCCGGGCCGGCGCUGGCGGCGCAGGCGCUGCUGCUGCUGCUGAUCUUCGCGCUGUCGGCGCUGGGCAACGGCGCCGUGGUGCUGGUGGUGGCGCGGCACCGGCAGCUGCGCACCGUCACCAACGCCUUCGUGCUGUCGCUGUCGCUGGCGGAGCUGCUGGCCGCGCUGCUGUGCCUGCCGCCGGCCCUGCUCAGCCUGCUCAGCGGGCGCCCGCGCGGCGCCUGGCUCUUCGGGCAGCGCCUGUGCCUGGCCAGCGCCGCGCUCCACGCCGGGCUGGGCAUCGCGGCCACGCUCACCAUGGCGCUGCUCGCCUUCGACCGCUACUGCGCCAUCGUGCGCCAGCCGCGCCGCCGCCUGGGCCGCCGCCGGGCCGCGCAGCUGCUGGCCGGCGUCUGGCUGGCCGCCCUGGGCGUCUCGGGGCCGUGGUACCUGCUGGCGCAGGAGGACGAGGAGGAGGAGGAGCGCGCGGGCGGCGCCGCCCCCUGCAUGUACGUGCUGCCCUGGAGCUCCUCGCGCCUGGGCCCGCCCUACAGCGCCACGCUGAUCGCCCUCUGCUACCUGCUGCCCUUCUCGCUCAUGUGCUUCUGCCACUACGGCAUCUGCCGCGCCCUGCGCCUCUCGGCCCGCCGCGUGCGCCCGCUCGCCUCGCACGGGCCGCCGCCGCGCCUCCACAGCGAGAGGCGCACGGCCACCACGGUCCUCAUCAUGAUCGUCUCCAUCAUCUGCUGCUGGGGGCCCUACUGCAUGCUGGGCCUGGCCGCCGCCACGGGGCACGUCUCCUUCUCGCCCACCACGGACACCGUGGCCAGCUGGAUGGCCUGGGCCAACGGGGCCAUCAACCCGCUCAUCUACGCCGCCCGCAACCCCAACAUCUCCCUGCUGCUGGGGCGCAGCCGGGAGGGGGGCUACCGGGCGAGGAACAGCGCGGGCGCCCACCUGCCUGCGCCCCAGGGCCGCCGCCCGGAGGCCAGGAGCCGGGCGGAGGGCUGUGCCAGCCACGGGCAGGGCAGCCGGGGCCCCACCGGCAGCACGCUGAGCUCCUCCAGCACCACCGGCAGGGGCGAGGUGGCCACGUGGGCGUGCAAGAACCCAGCCUUGCUCUUCUGCCGCGAAGCCCAGCUCUGUGCGUCUGCUGACGUUGCCAGGAUGCGGCCCAAAUCGGGCACCGUCGACACCAGCCUGUGAAGCAAAGCGGUGGCGGGGCCCAGAGGCCUUGGUGGCAAGUUGUGCUGACCGGGCGAGGGAAGAGCGUCCUGACACGGCAUCCACGGCGGAGGCCUGUAACCAGAGGGGAUGCUGGUGAAUGCACGGAGAAUAACCCUACGUUGGGAGGAGGAGCACCGUGAAACAAGGCGGUCCUCGGACUCCUGCGCCUUUGGACUCCCCCUGCAGAGAUUUCAACACCGUGUUCAUUUUGCAGAGCUGUGAAAAAGCUGCGGCUGUUGCAGGCUGCGUGAUCUGGGGUAUGCUGCUUCCGGUGGGUUGACUCCAGGGUUGGCUGUGUUUUACUUAGUCCUGACUACCAGCCUGUCCCGUUGAGUCCGGAGCAUGGCCGUCUCCGGAUCCAGUGCAGUCGUGUUGGGGCACAGGACUUCGGACGGGUGUGCAAAACAAGGUGUGUGAUGCCACAAGCUUCGCACUGAGCUGAGGGUGCAAUGACUCCUGUGGAGAAACGAGAGGGUAUUUUGUCUGUGCCUUCCAGAGGGUGGAAGCCUUGGGUGGGACGGCAAAUGAGGGGUUCUUUGCUGCUGAAAAUGGGCUUAAUGGCCGCCAGGGCUGCUUAUGUGAGAAGCGCCGCAACCUUUGGGGUGUUGCAGGCACUGGGCAGGAGGUGCUUGCAAUAGUUGCUCAGACGAGUUCUGCACUGCACUUAACUGUUCACUAAGCUGGGCUGUGGAUGAGGGGGAUAACACUUCUUUUGCGAUGCUUAAAUGCAGGGAGAAUGUCGUUUUACAGUUUUGGCUAUGCUACUUUCAGCGGUUGUUUGCAGUGUCAUGGUUUGUGCCUUUGGAAAGCAUUUUAUAUAUUUUGAAAGAAACGAGUGCCAGCCAGCCAGCCUUCAGCACAUUUCCACUGAUUUCUUCAGCAGACGGCAUGAACAGUGCUUCCUAUGCAUGUUCUCAGGAGUAAGUCACACAGCGAAUGACUCGCCACAAGUACCCAUUUGAGCGCGCAUGGGAAUCAGAGGAACUGUUGUGCUGCUGAGCUGUGCCAGAGAGCAGAGUGUGACUUGCUGCCUAGCAAGGAAGCAGGGAACUCAUCCUGUAUUGCAGAUCCUGGACUGAGCAGCGGGUUGGACAAGAAGAUCGCCAAAGUCUCCUGAUCAUGAGCACCCUUUGCCAUGUAGCAUUAUCACAUUUAUUGCACUAUAAGUAGAUUUUCUGGAGCUGCAGCCAGUUAGAGGCAUAACUCAGCGAGCAAAAACACCUGGAAGCAGUGUCAGAAUUUGGGGGGGCCAGUGGCAUGCACGCAUGUCCGCCCCCCACUCAGUGCCACUCCAGGAACCUGCAGAGUUCGGCUGCGCUGCUUCGCUUUCAUGGGGGAGAGCCGUUGGAACGGGCAAUCUCUCUUCUUGAAUAAUUGGCUGCACACAGAAUUUGCCUUUCCGCAAAGCACGUCAAGAGCUGAUUCUGGGCACGUAAGAGCCUGGAUGAGCAUCUUGUGAGAAGUAAGUGCCAAAAACAAAAAAGACACCCAGACUUGAACAAGCACUCGGCUACUUACUCCAAGAGCAAAAAGGUUCACCGCACGCUCUGAAAAGCUUAAUAUUUUUUGCAGGAAAAAUGGGGUGGGGGGAGACCCAGGGAGUGUCCUUACGCAUCGCUUGCCCCCGCACUUCCUCUGAGAGUCUGAUACGAGUGCAGGUGGGUGGGCUUGUCAUGGGGAGGUGGGCGCAUGGCCCAGUUUAUUGUGGUACAGAAAGACGGCCCUCGCGCAGUAACGUCUCGCUCACAGAUGUGCAUCUUCUGCAGCGUAUUGCCCUCCAGAUGUGCCCGACUGCAACUUGCAGAAAACCCCAGCCAGCAGUGCACUUCCAUCAAGAGGAAGUGAGCCGACAGUCUGCACAUGCUCCAAACAGCUGGGAAUGCACGUAGGGCAUCAGUCAGUGAGCAAAAACGCCCAGAGACUUGGAACGCGAGGGGGCCGGUGGUGAGCAUGGCCUGCACGCUGCUCUGUCUCUUCUGCGGAAAUGGACAAGGUGUGCCCUGCAUCGCUUGCUAGGAGUGACGCACGUGCCUGAAACUUGGGAGGAAGCAGUAGAUUGCAACGUGCCGGUCGAAACUCAGGGAGGAGGUUGUGCAUUAGUUGCCUAACGGGCCUGGUGUAAGAGGUGGGCAUGGUUGGGAGGUUGCUGAGGCCCCCUCGGGCCCACAGGCAGACGUUUCCCCUCCUCCUCCUCCUCCGAGUGCAGCCAAAAUGUCCUACCUCUUGGACUGGCUCGGGUACAGAAGCAGUGGCAAGCAGGAGAUGCUCCCUGUUUGGCAA